Diospyros lotus (date-plum) is the source of this 2152-nucleotide messenger RNA. Its product is annotated as nuclear transport factor 2-like. The record is from RefSeq and is a predicted model, not a curated record. Gene Ontology annotation, cellular component: ribonucleoprotein complex; cytosol. Gene Ontology annotation, molecular function: mRNA binding. The coding region runs from base 248 to 1663 and encodes 471 amino acids. Lineage: Eukaryota; Viridiplantae; Streptophyta; Magnoliopsida; Ericales; Ebenaceae. The transcript has 10 exons.
CGCGUCCGUCGUUCAAGAGCCUCCGUAUAUAAAUCUCUGAAAACCCUCUUCUCUCUCCUCCUCCGCCCUCUCUCCGAGAUCCGCCUGCCUCCGCCGCUGAAACCCUAGAGCCGCCGCGAACGGAGGAGAGAGAGAGAGCGAAGACGAAGCCUACACUCUUCCGUGCCUCGCUUCCUCCGCGAACCUUCCCGACCGAUCCGAACCAAGAAGCUCAGGGUUGUGAUUGCUGUCUGGAGAUCGAGCAGUAAUGGCGGCGGCGACGACGGCGGCGCAACAACCAGUCUCUGCUCAAGUUGUCGGCAAUGCGUUUGUUCAACAAUACUACCACAUACAGCACCAGUCGCCGGGGCUCGUCCAUCGAUUUUAUCAGGACAUAAGCAAGCUUGGUCGUCCUGAAGGCGAUGGGAGUAUGAGCAUAACUACAACCAUGCAGGCCAUCAAUGAGAAGAUACUGUCACUUAACUAUGGUGACUACAGGGCUGAGAUAAAAUCUGUGGAUGCACAAGAAUCUUAUAAUGGGGGAGUCCACGUCCUUGUAACUGGGUUUUUAGCAGGAAUGGAUAACAAUACUCGACAUUUCACUCAAACAUUCUUCCUUGCGCCCCAAGAAAAAGGUUUCUUUGUUUUGAAUGACAUAUUUCGAUUUGUGGAGGAUAUUGAAAUCCCUAAUGGUAGCCAAAGUACAGCUAAUGACGUGGAGGCUCCUCUCACUCCUGACCAGGUUCUUACUCCUGUCCAGGAGAAUCAUGUUUCUGAGGAUACAAUGGUUCCCAUAGAGGUUAAUGGGGAAGAAGCAUUCGAUCCCCCUGAAAAUGGAGAAGUGUCUAUUGUGGAAGAGGAGAUGCCAGUGCCUGAGGUUGUUGAUGAAGUGCUAAAUGAUGCACAAAUAGUGGCUGAACCCAACUCCAAAACAGAAGUGCCAAAAAAGUCCUAUGCUUCUAUUGUAAUGGACACGAAGGAGAGUGCUGUGCCAAUUUCAUCUGUGUCACCUUCUCCUCGCAGAUUUGUACCAAAAAGCCCAGAGCAACAAGUGAACCUUGCUCAGGCAUCAGCCUCAGCUGUUGAGACACCAGUUUCUUUUUCAGAGGCCAUAGAGAAUGGGACUAAUCAAGAGGGUGAAGCUGAUGGUUAUUCAAUUUAUAUAAAGGGUCUGCCUAUGAGUGCUACUCCUGCCCUCCUUGAGGAUGAGUUCAAGCGGUUUGGACCUAUAAAGAAUGAUGGCAUUCAAGUUAGGAGUAACAAACAGCAGGGAUUUUGUUUUGGCUUUGUUGAAUUUGAGGUGGCAAGUGCUGUGCAAAGAGCAAUUGAGGCUUCACCAAUUGCAAUUGGUGGACGGCAGGCAUAUGUCGAGGAGAAGCGGUCUACUAAUUCUCGAGUGAACAACAGAGGCCGUUUCCCAACCGGAAGGGGAUCUGGGUUUAGGAACGAGGGGGCCAGAGGGCGUGGGAACUAUGGAAGCGGAAGAGGCUAUAACCGUGACUUCAACGGCAGGAGUGAUUUUGGUAAUAGGGGCAACAGUCGAGGAGUAUUCUCAAACCGUGGAGCUGAAGGGUAUCAGAGGGCCGAUAACAUGGGAAAUAAUGGUGGGCGUAUGAAUCGUGGUGGGGGAAUGGCUGUCAACGGCACAGCCAAAACUGUGCCUCAUGUUUCUGAUACCGCAUGAUGACCUAUAUAACUUUAGAGGGUGAAGACUACCCCCCCCACCAUGCGAGGGAUUGUAGGUUUCUUUCAAAUUAUUCAAACAGAAAAAUUAUGAACAAAAAAAAAAAAAAAUGAGCGUAGGGGGCUUUCUCUUGAAAGUCUCAAGUGAUCCGAAUCCAUUUGGUGGACAGCUCAUUUUCCUUGAGCUGGAAGGGCUGUCAGAAAUUUUCAAGCUAUUAUUCUAACUGAUUUUGCACCUAUUUUUUGAAGUAUAUUGUUGGGUGGGCUGUAGGUCUAUUAGUAGUAAGAGUAGUAGAUGAGUCGGGGGGGAGGGGGGGGGGGGGGGGGGGGGGGGGAGUUGGUUUGUAGUGUAAUAAGUCUUUGUUUGUGUAGUAUCUAGUCUCAAAGUUGUCUUAGGGAAGGACUGCUGAUAAUUUUGUGGGCCUUUUCGUAUUUGGGGAAUUAUUUUGGUGGUUUUGCUCGCUGGGGAAUGAAAUGUUGGUUGUAGCCA